This is a messenger RNA of Anarrhichthys ocellatus (wolf-eel), 1133 nucleotides long. It is a transcript of the gene slx9, whose product is annotated as SLX9 ribosome biogenesis factor. The transcript is spliced from 6 exons. The record is from RefSeq and is a predicted model, not a curated record. Gene Ontology annotation, cellular component: preribosome, small subunit precursor; nucleolus; 90S preribosome. The coding region runs from base 106 to 861 and encodes 251 amino acids. Lineage: Eukaryota; Metazoa; Chordata; Actinopteri; Perciformes; Anarhichadidae. Gene Ontology annotation, biological process: maturation of SSU-rRNA from tricistronic rRNA transcript (SSU-rRNA, 5.8S rRNA, LSU-rRNA).
CUUGAUAACGUCACACGCUGUCGACACCGGGGAGCACCAUUACAACGGAUUGUGUGAAACACCGUAGGUUCGCUUCUAUAUAAAGUUUCUUACGCGUUUGUGGACAUGGUUGGAAAGAUAAAACACGUCCGUCAGAAGCUCCACCAGGAGGCGGUGAGGCUCGACAGGCCGGGCAGCCUCACACAGACCCCCGGCUCCGCGUUCCCUCCGAGUUUAGAGAAGCCUCCUGCAUCGGAAGUACACAAAACAAGCGCUCCAUGUCUGGGGAACACGAAGAGCAACCCCUCGACCAAUAAUGAACAGCCUCUGAGAGCCAUCUCCUUCCCCUCUGGGAUCUUUGCUGGCACCAGGAUCAGCCCGGAGGCCCUGGUACAGACGCUGAGGUUUGAGGAACCUCCAGACGAACCGGUACCGGCCCACAAAGGCCCAGAAGAGAAGAAAGUCAAGUCAAAGAAAGAGAAGAUGAAGGAGAGGAGGGAGAGGUGGCUUAACAAGAUCAGCUCCAUCAAACAGGCCAAGGAGCAGCAGGCGGCCGAGGCGAGGAGACAGGCUACCCCCGUGGUGGGGGACAUGAGGCCGCUGGCCGACGCCCUGCCGGAGCUCUCUCAGCUGGUCGCCCCCGCCGCCACGGCCCCCGCCGCUCGCCGCAAGAGCCGGAAAAACAGAGUGCCCGUGAAGAGGCCCGAACCAACAGACUUCAGUCAGAUGAAACAGUCACAGAAACGCAAACUCAUGGAAACGGAGACGAGCCGGUUUAGCGACGCAGUUAAGACGCUCUCGGCCAAAAUGAACCCUCUGUCUGACAUCGGUGAGCAGCUGAGGAAGAGGAUGAGGCAGGAAGAAGAGCAGGGUCCCAGCUAACAGCAGCGGGGGAAGUGCUUCCACACACGUUAAUCAACAAAUCCCAGUCAACACUUCUGUCAGGGGGAACCCGACCCCGGCACCUCCUUGGGUUUAGAAGGAGGAAGAACCCGAUCGCUCUCAACCCCGGACUGAAGGAUGCUGCUGACUGCUCCCCCACCAAGAAGGAGAGGAGCAGAAAGGGUGGUGUUUGUAAGUGUUGACUGUAACCGAUAUCCUCCCAGCUUUAUUAGCCACUUCUCCUCUUCUGUAAUAAAUCUCAGUACACUCAA